AUGCACAGAAACAAAAACCUUUCUGCUACUUCUUUCACCAGCAGAAAUCCCCUCUAUUCCGCUCACUUCACUUACUCUCGCUUAUCCCAGACGCACAAACCUUUCUUCUGCAACCUUCUGCUCGAUCCAUCAAUUCUAUCCAACAUAUUCUGCCUUGUCCCCAUCUACCCAGACUUAUCACUAUGGGAAGAGACAGGGCGAAUGUCUGCAACAUUUGCGGUGGCCCACUUGACUGUUAUGGUCUCCGCCAACGCUCAACCUCAGAAAAGGGAGAUUAUGGGCGGCUCCUUUAUAGUGAUGACUGUGACUGCUCUAGACCGGGUGAUUCUGAUUAUGACCCCGAUGAUGAUAGUUUGGAAGCUCUGGAUCGACAUGAUGAAAUGUGUACGAUACAUUACGGGCUUCACGGUGGUGUUAUAUCUGAGCGUGCUAUCCGGUGGCUUGACAGUGUUCAAAUGCUUCGAAGCAGGAAUUUUCUCAAUCCAGAAACCAACUCGGCGGUCUCAGACGCACAAGAUGGGCCAACAGAAGAAGGUGGCGCUUACUUGA
Messenger RNA from Aspergillus calidoustus, 549 nucleotides. Lineage: Eukaryota; Fungi; Ascomycota; Eurotiomycetes; Eurotiales; Aspergillaceae. The record is from the annotation of a GenBank genome assembly.